AUCGACACUCCAGGGAUCUUGGAUAGGCCAUUUGAGGAUCGUAAUAUCAUAGAAAUGUGCAGUAUUACAGCUCUUGCACAUCUGAGGGCCGCUGUGUUAUUUUUCCUUGAUAUUUCUGGGUCUUGUGGCUAUAGCAUUGCGCAACAGGCUGCUCUUUUUCACAGCAUCAAAUCACUUUUUUUGAACAAACCGUUGAUGAUCGUAUGCAACAAAACGGACUUGCAGCCAUUAGAUGGGAUUUCCGAGGAAGAUAAGAAGUUAGUCACAGAGAUGAAAGAUGAAGCUAUGAAGACAGUGAUUGGUCAAGGUGGCGAGGCAACAGAUGAAGCAGGUGUGCUGUUAACUAUGAGCACUUUGACUGAAGAUGGUGUAAUUUCAGUGAAGAAUGCAGCUUGUGAGAGGUUACUG
Molecule: messenger RNA, 408 nt
Organism: Solanum tuberosum (potato)
Lineage: Eukaryota; Viridiplantae; Streptophyta; Magnoliopsida; Solanales; Solanaceae
Product: nucleolar GTP-binding protein 1-like
Exons: 1
Molecular function (GO): GTP binding
Source: RefSeq, a predicted model, not a curated record